UGUCAGGAGAAGCCGAGCAGAAAAUGCUCUCUGCGGGCGCAGGGUAAAGGUCAUCCCGGUGAGCUCCGGUUCCCGACAGCCGCUCGUGGAGCAAUAAUCGCUCACCUGUGGAUAUGUAUCAAGGUGUAGCGAUGGCCGCAAACCACGGAGCUGCGUCUUACGAGCCCGGUUUCCUCCAUAACUCGACUUCUCCGGUGUACGUGACACCCACUCGGGUCACUCCGAUGAUCCAGGCACUGCCGUACCUGCAGGCGCCCCAGCAUAGCAGCCCGGCGUCCGGACACUCUGGAUGGGCACAGCCGGCCACGGAAAACACCUCCUAUAACGCAAGCACCGGGCACCAUCAUUCUCCGGUGUCCAGAUUCACUUUCUCCACAAGUCCUCCGUUAACUUCAGGCCGGGAUACCACGACUUAUACGAGCCGGGAGCAUUUCGGGUCUCGGGCUUUGAGCGGCUCUUAUCACAGCGGGUACCCGGCGUAUGUAAGCCCUAAUAUCGGAGCCUCUUGGACGGCUUCGCACUUCGACAGCUCCGUGCUGCACAGCCUUCAGUCCGGAGGAGCGGCCGCUGCCAGACACCCCAAUUUAGAGUUUUUCGAUGAUCUGGGCGAGGGCCGAGAGUGUGUGAACUGUGGGGCGAUGUCGACUCCUCUGUGGCGACGGGACGGGACCGGUCAUUACCUGUGCAAUGCCUGCGGCCUCUACCAUAAGAUGAACGGCAUCAACCGGCCGCUGGUCAAACCACAGAGACGACUGUCUGCGUCCAGACGGGUGGGUUUAUCCUGCACAAACUGUCAGACGACCACAACCACGCUUUGGAGACGCAAUGCAGAAGGAGAGCCGGUCUGCAACGCAUGUGGACUCUACAUGAAGCUCCACGGGGUUCCUCGUCCUCUCGCCAUGAAGAAAGAUGGCAUUCAGACACGAAAGCGCAAACCCAAAAACAUCAGCAAAACCAAACCCGGCCCCUCUGAAGGUCAGUCGGCGUCCGGCACUGUGAACUCCAGUCCAACAGAGGAGACGCGACCCAUAAAGACUGAACCAGACACAACACCGCUCUACACACACCACAACAUACACACACAGGUAUCUGCAUUUCCAGCAUAUAUGGGGUCUCCAAGCGGAUCCUCCAGCUCCAAGAGUGAAGUGUGGAACAGCCUGAUUCUGGCAUGAACACACACACACAUACACACACUCCGGAGGGAUCACGGAAACAUCACUGAAGAUACUGUACAUUCAGUGUGAAGCCGAACACUGUGCUGAAUUCAGAUUAACAGCAUCUGACUGUAAACUCCAGGAUUAAACGCAAACCAGGCAGAUCAUGAUGUACAGUUGAAGACCAAAUGUGAAGUUUUAAUAAUUUUUUCAUAUAUUUUGAAACAUGUUAAUUAGCAGAGCACAGGCAUUUAUCACUUUAAUGUUAUAUUAAUGCUUAAAAUAAGUAUCAGUUAAUCACAUCCAAAAUAAAAGCCAUAAUUUAGUGUUCCACCAGUGCUUAUAUACAGCCAUAUCACACUGCUACAAGUGUGAUAUUGUGUUUAUACAACAGUUCAACGGCAUAAUUGUGUACAUAAAAAAACAUGGAGUGUCUAAAAAUCCCUUUGUAUGAGGAACUACUUUCUUCCACCAUUCAUUCACAUCUGCAGCUGACGUCAGAACAGCAGAAGCCGCUGCUCAUUCACCAACAUCACUGUAGAGCUAGUGUUUGAAUGAUCCUCUAGCGUAAUGUCUAAAGUGAUGACAAAACAGCUGAUUUUACUGACACUUUAAGAUUAUAAGGCUGAACAGCAUGAAAUGCCAUCAGUCUACAGAGAUUUCCCAGUAUUUCUCUGUUGCAAUCGGGAGAUCACAAUAGCUAACUCAGAAAAAGCCAAAGCAAAGUAAACACUAGCAGAUUACUAUGGUAUAAAUACAGCACUACAACAUACAAAAGAGAGAGAGAUUGACUUGGAGUGUCACUCACCUGUUCUGUAAUGAUUUGAUCAGCUGUAGUUUGAAACGUUUACUGAAAAAAGAGCUGUUUUCCUUCUCUAAGGGCUUAUUAUAUGGUCUCUGUCGCCAUCCUGUGGCGGAGCAUCAACCGUGCUCAGUAUGACAGACUAAUGGCUGCUAAUGCGCUGAAUCUUCUAAAUGAUAAACAUUUAAAAUAGGCACUAUCCUUAUAAAUAAACUGCAUAGUUGCAAUCUAAACAACUACAUUCUUGACUAAAAAAGCCUUAACAGUACAUUAUGUUGUCCAACAGCUGCAAUAUUUGUCAAACUGUAUAGUGAGUUCAUUGAUCUGCUGUCACUCUAUAUGGGCGGAGGAAUACACAAGGGUGAAGAGGCUAUACGAGUGCUGUUAUUGCAGAAUAUCGCACGGCUAUCAGUUAAUCAGAUUCCAGGUCCAGAUAGAACUGUUGUAUAAAUGUAUAUAAACAUACACAGGCAUGCAUAUUCUUGAGAAAAUGUUUAUUUAAAUAUAAAAUAUAUAUGUUUAUAAUACAAUUUAUAUAUAAAGUUAAAUGUCUAAAACAAAAUUGUUUUGCAUAGUUUUGUUUCUGUGUGUCACAUGUACAUAAUAAACAUAUAUAAUACACACAUAUGAUAUGUCAAAACAAACUUUUAUUUUGGAUGUGAUUAAUCUUCCCUCAGCACUAUAUUUUAUUCUU
Molecule: messenger RNA, 2650 nt
Organism: Danio aesculapii
Lineage: Eukaryota; Metazoa; Chordata; Actinopteri; Cypriniformes; Danionidae
Gene: gata4
Product: GATA binding protein 4
Exons: 6
Coding region: 114-1172 (352 amino acids)
Biological process (GO): cell fate commitment; positive regulation of transcription by RNA polymerase II; negative regulation of transcription by RNA polymerase II
Cellular component (GO): nucleus
Molecular function (GO): zinc ion binding; DNA-binding transcription factor activity, RNA polymerase II-specific; RNA polymerase II cis-regulatory region sequence-specific DNA binding
Source: RefSeq, a predicted model, not a curated record